Molecule: messenger RNA, 420 nt
Organism: Exophiala spinifera
Lineage: Eukaryota; Fungi; Ascomycota; Eurotiomycetes; Chaetothyriales; Herpotrichiellaceae
Exons: 2
Coding region: 1-420 (139 amino acids)
Molecular function (GO): carbon-sulfur lyase activity
Source: RefSeq, a predicted model, not a curated record
AUGUCCAGUACUACGCAAGGAAGUUGCUUGUGCGGCGGCAUCAAGUAUGAAUUCAGCGGCGAACCAAAAGUGACUGCGCUAUGCCACUGUAUUGAUUGUCAAAAGUGGACCGGAGGAGCCUUCACCUCCAACGCCGUCGUGCCGAGGACUUCGUUCAAGGUCACCCAAGGCAGACCGUCGUCGUACGACGCCACGGGAGCCUCGGGCAAGAUCAACAAGCACUUCUUCUGUCCGACGUGCGGGUCCAGCUUGUACACCGAGCUCGAGGUCAUGCCGGACGUUACUUGUGUCAAGGCGGGAGGACUGGAUGGCGGGAAAGCGGAGCUGGGCAAUAAAGUCGACGUCGAGUUCUAUUGCAAGGACCGCGUCAAGUAUCUUAAGGAUGUGCCUGAUGCGAAGCAGGAGCCUGUUUUCGGGUGA